ACACCACCGGAUCGAUGCGUCUGGUCUGUCAAUAGCUGUCACUCAAGGUCAACACACACACACACACACACACGCAUCCAUCGCAUCGCACACCGUUCUGUAAGUAAUUAUAACAGCCGGGGAGAGAGCGAGAAACAAACGGACACACACAUAGGAGAUCCCCUCAAGCAGCAGGUAAGAAUGUAGGCAGGCGGGUAGGUAGACACGAGAGGCAUCUGUCUGUCUGUCUGUCUGUCUGUCAGCCGACACACACGGACGGAUGAAGAAAUGCACCCACACCAACACAUCCACCACCAACACACACACACACACACACGCGCGCGCGCUCAUACUGGAAGCAGCUGUGCUGUGCUGUGUUGUGCUGCGCGUACGCGCACGUACACACUCACUGCACCAUGAAUGGAAUGAAUGGUACCGUAGCGCCGUGGGGCGGGUGGGUGGGCGGGCGAGAAACAAGUUACACAACCAACCACAUACACAUCGAGUCGAGCGAACCUCCCCGUCUCGGCUUCACACACACAGGUAUGCAUGCAUCGCCGUUAGAUAGACAAGUAAGUACCAUCACUCCCAUAUCGAGGACGAGAAAUGUACGCAGGCAGGCACUUAUAUAGCCAGCCCUGUCUGCCUGCCUCAUCGUAUGCAUCCCAUGCCAUGCCUUCUCAAGAUACAUACUGCGAACCAAACCAACGGUUGGCAAGUUAGGUUGGGUCGGUGUGUGUGCGAUGCGAUACGGUGCGACGGAAAAGCGGACAUCACGUCACAGGGUGGGUCGGUGGGGUGGGUGUCUGCACCGUCCUUCAAUCAGCAAGCAGGGCAAGUUAGUAUCGUGUGUGUGUUGACCAAACAGAGGUGAGGAAGAGAGGGAGGGACGAUCGGUUCUCUCCCUCUCGGUAUACGCAACACCAGCACGCCCCCCCCACCAACACAUGCAGCGCAAAAAAACUGCCACCGACCUCGCCCCCCACUGGCAAUCCCUCCCUCCCCGCCAGCCCACAGCGCUAUACCCAUCCCACCCACCCAGGCAUAGCCAACAGCAGCACUACCACCACCACCACCAGCAGCAGCACCAGCAGCAAAAACCGCUCACAACUACGGCCGUCUCCCCUGCCUCCCGGGCUCCCUCUCUCUCUGCGCCUCUCUGCCUGCCAAUUCAAUGUGCCCAUGUGUGUGUGUGUGUGUGUGUAUGUGUGUGUGCAAAAUCCACCAGCAGCAAGCAUCAUCCAUCGACCGACCGGCCAAGCAAGCAACCAACCUGGCUCACCCACUCAUUCACGCAUCCGCAGUGGGAAAAAUACGUGACGGUCUUCCUUCCGAGCCGAGCAGGUGUGACAAAAAGAGGGCCCCACACACAGACAGAAAGAGAGACAGACAGACAGAAAGAGAUAGGUAGAAGAGGGAGAUAGAUACAUACACACAUACACACAUACACGGAAUGCAAUGCGCACACAAAGAGAUCUUCGCUGGCUGGUUGGCUGCUUGAAAUCCAAGGCAAGGCGAAUUCAACCGUCUGUCUGAUCUGAUCUGCCUCCCAGUGGCCAAGCACCCCAUUGGCUGCUCUGCUCGGCUCGGCUCGGCUCGGCUCGGCUGGGCGGCCUGGACGCGCGCCUCGCUCACUCGCUGACAUGUAUGGACUGCCCUUAAAGCCUUCUGUCGUUCAAAAGCAAUACACUUGCAGGCACGCACACACCCACACCCAAACCCCCCUCCAAUGCAUGCCAAGCCAGCAAAUAUGCUCUCAAACACACGCACGACACGCACUCGACACAAGAAGCCGACCAGCCAACCAAGGGAUAUUUACAACAAACACACCAAACACACAGGCCGUGACUCCCUCGGUCGUUAUGAGCAAGUACCCACACCCCGCCCCGCCCAGCCUCCCCCCAACCCAGCCAGCCAGCCGAACCCGACCAAAAACGACCCACCCAGAGUAUCCCGAAACAAAACCACCGACUGCCCCAGUGUCCCCGGUUCCCUCCCUCACGGUGAAGUCUCGCUCUUGCCGCUCGCAGACUGACCGCUCGCCGUCGUGGCCUCGCCCCAACCCUUGUCUGGCGCGGCAACAGGCACCGCACCGUUAGUCGCCACACCACCAGCCACAGCCACACCACCGGCCGCAGCCGCACUACUCGCCCCCCGUGCACUGGACGGAGGUCUCGGCUUAGGCGGCCGUGAAGACGUGCCAGCCGCCGGGGGCGCCGAUAUGGUCAGCACGGGGGCGUUGUGGGCAGGGGCGAGGGAGAUGGGCGGGCUGAGCGGCACCGCGCCGUUGACGAUGACCGGCAGGGGGGUCUCAUGCUCGCUUUCCCGGUCCCACACGCUGGCCCCGUUGGUUGUGGUCUUGGGCACGGCCGAGCUCGGCCGGGAGCCGCCCCCCGACCCUCCUCUCUCAUACGAGUCGUAAAUUGGCACGGCAGACGCAGGCUGAGACGGGGUGGGGGUGGGGGUGCGCCGUGUGCGUGACCGUCCGAAGGGAAACCCGCAGCCCCGGUGAGGAGCGGGGUCCUCGUCGGGAUCUGGCGGCAGAGUGGGGCUCGAUGGCUCGCUCAUCUGGCAGAUCUGCCUGCCGUCGCCCCCGGGGGGGCUCACGCGGGGGUUGUCGGCCGACAGCCGAUGGGGGUCCGCAAUGGUGACGUGCAGGUCGGGUGUGCGGGGGUUUUUGCGACCACCCUCGCCUGAGGCUGAUGGUGAGAAGGAGCGGAAUGAGCGUGAAGGGCUGCUGGCGUUGGAGGCAGCCCCGAGGCUGCCCCCCUGCUUGACCAGACGGCGGAGCUUCUUGACCAGCCGCUGACACAGGCGGUUCUCUUCAUUGAAGAAACCACCCUGCACACCAGCCAGUGACCAACACACCGACACAUCCAUCCAGCCAUUCUCCCAGGCACCCCAUUCUCUCCGUUGUUUCUCUCUCACCACGUGAGCGUUGAUGGAGCCCUCCUCCGCCCCCCCUCUGGGCCUGAAGAGCUGCAGGGAUAUGGGUCCCUUGCGGCCCUCCAUCUUCUGCUGCAGCAGCUUGAAGGGCGUGUUGCCCGAGUCGUCAGGCUUGGCGGGGUCGGCGCCGCGCUCGACGAGCAGGUCUGCGAUGGCGUACUGGCCGAAGUAGACAGAGUACAUCAGGGCCGUCCGGCCGUGGCUGUCAGCCUGGUCGUAGUCCAGGUGUUGACCUGUGGUGGGUGGGAAGAGAGGCAAGAAACGCUUUGUUGGGUGUGUUUGUGUGUGUCUUGGGAGGGGCGUGUGGUGUGGUGUGGUGUGCACCCACCUUUGGCCAUGAUGAGGUUGGCCAUGGUGUGGUUGCGGCAGCGGAUCGAGGAGAUCAGCGGGGUCUCCUGACCGACCAACAGACCAAUCAGACCAAUCACAUGCAUCGUAUCGCACCGCAUCGUUUGUGGAUCCGUCCUUCACACACACACGUACCCCGUUCUUGGUCUCGGCCGCAUUGACAUCGGCCCCAGACGUCAACAACACCUCAGCAACAGAUGCCUGACACACACACACACACACACGCACACACACACAUAUCAACGACACACCUUCCUUAAUGUAAGGUGAUAUGAUGAUGAGCGUCCAGCCCACAGACACAGACAGACACACAUACCCACCCUGUUCUCGAGGCAUGCGAUGUGCAGUGCGGUCCUGCCCUUGCCGUCACGGAGGUCCACGUCCGCACCCUUACGCAGCAGCAGCUUGACACACUCAACGAAACCUACACACACACACAUGCAGGUGGAGUGGGCAAGGUGAGUGAGGCAGACAGACAGGCGGGGCGGCAUGUGCAGUGCCUAGUGCCUAGUGCUCAGUCCUCACUCACCCCCGUUGGAGGCCAGGUGAACGGCGGCCAGGCCGUCGUGGCCACGGGCGUUCACAUCCACACCUGACACACCGACCGACCGACCGACCAAUCCAUCUCUCUCCCUCUCUCCCUCUCGUGUGUGUGUCUGCCCGUUGUUAAGUACCUCGUUCGAUGAGGAAUGCGAGCACCUUGGCCCUGCCCAGCCUGGCGGCCUGGAUGUGCGGCAGCGACCACAGAGGGUGCUCACGGUGGAGCAGGUCCGGGUGACGACUCACCUGGCCAUCCACAACACAACACAACACAACACAACACGAAACAGCACAAGGCGACACGACACACACGCAUCGGUAAGAGAAUGAUGGCGUACGUGUCUGUGUGUGUCAGGGACGGGACGGGGCGUGGCGUACCAGUGUGUUGAUGCCUUUGAGGUUGCCCCUGAGUAUGGCGCAGGUGAGCACGUCGGUCAGCACCCACCGCUUGCUGGCGCGAGAACCCGCACCGAAGUCGAGAAACGUUUCCAACCAACCUGCACGCACACACGCUGCCUUAACUCCCCUCCCUCUCUCUGUCUGUGUCUCUGUGGCUCACUUGGGUUCUGCUGGUACGCGAGAAGUGUGGGCGUGUAGUGUGAGGGGUCCGACCAGUUGGGGUUGCCCCCCGCCUGCAGGAGCUUGAUAAUGAUCUCGUCAAUGUUGCAGCCAGACCCGUGACCACCGCCAGCAGCAGCACCCGAAGCAGCUGGGCCCAUGGUCUCCCUGUAACCGCUCCACCGCCGCGUGUGCGAGCACCGAGCCGUCACAGGACUGGCCACAGAGCUCUGGGCACCAUCCUGCUGGACGUCAGCAGGUGGUGGCGGUGGUGAGGGUGGGGGGUCACUGGUGGUGGUCUCGACGUCAGCGGGCGAGAGGGGGGAUGGCGGUGAGGGAGGGGAGGAGUGUGGGGCCUGGGUGCCGGCUGCAGCGGCCAGGGGGUUGGGGCGGUGGUGGCUGCGGUGGACCAGCAGGCGGCUGCGGCCCUCGCACGCUAUGAACAGGGGAGACUUGUACCUGAUUCAUGUGUGUAUCAGUGUCAGGGAGAGAGAGUGACACACGGACAUUUCGCAGGGGUCUGUGAGGGUGCUUGUGUACGUUUUGAUGGCCGGGGCUGCGGCGUCGAGGACCGCGCCGCGCUUGAUCAACAGGUCAAUCAUGUCGCAGUUCUCAUUCUGAACACCACAACAGCCACACACACACACACACAGAGAGAGAGAGAGAGAGAGAAAUCGUGAUCAACCGUGAUCUUGCCCAUGCACUCACUCACCCGAAUGGCGUGUUCCAUGGGCGAGAUGCAACUCAGCGAAUAGGGGUUGGGGCUGCCACCUGACACACACACAUACACACAUACACACAUACACACAUACACACAGACACACACACACGAAGAGGCAUCCAACGAUGUCUUCUGAAACACGAACUCUCCCUCCCUCCCUCCCUCCCACCGCCCCAUCCAUCCACCGUCGUACGUACCUCCCAUGAGCAGCGUGGUGCAGAUGUCGAGUUGGUUGGUCUCACAGGCGACGCUCAUGGGCGAGCGGCCGAGGAAGUCCCAGAUGUCGAGCUUGGCGCCUGCCGAGAGGAGGAGCUUGACCAUGGGGCCGUCUCGGUUCUCGAUGGCGACGGUGAGGGGGUAGGCCCAGCUGUCGCACUCGCCGUAGUGGCAGCUGCAGGGGCUGUUGACCAACACGUUGCCACCCUGACACACGGAGGGAUCAUGAGAUGGGGGACACAUGGCUAGAUGGAUGGCUAGAUGGAUUUUGUGUCGACGCACCUACCUUGUGUUUCAUCAGGUGCAGGAGGUAAUACUUCUUGAACUCGGUGUCCUCGGCAACCUCCUCCCACUUAACACAACAACACAGCGACACAACGCAGCGGCAUGUGUAUGUCUCUCUGUCUGUGUCACAGUCACACACGAACGACGCACCUUCUGCUCAAACGCUUGUAUGGCCCUCUCCGCCUCCCGGAGGUCCUUCCUGUGCACGGCCGCCUCGAAGGCCGCCCUGUGUGGCUCCAGCCUCACCUUGUCGAUGAGGCUCUUCAUCGCCCACGUGCCGCACAUGCCGAUACGCGGGUGCACCUUCAACGCUCGACUCCGCUCUAUGAUGAAAUGCGCUACCUGCACACACACACAGGGAGGGAGGGAUGUCUUAAGAGGCGCCCUCUGCUGUCUGUGCUCCCCCACCCUCCCCCCCACCCGGCUUGCUUACCCUUUCCACCGCCCCGAGAGACAGUCGCGUGAAUGCUCCCGAGAACUGGUGGAAUGCCGGCCACCUGUCCUUGGUGAGCUGCUCCAGGAUGGGGGCGCCCGUGAGGUCCUUGGAGCGGCAGCACUUCAUCGAGAGGUGCUCGAGUCGGGGCAUGUGUGUGGUCAGCAUGGUCUCCAGCCCCUUGUCGGUCAAAAAAUGGCAGAAGUCGAACGCCAGCAUGCGGACGUUGGUGGCGACGGUGCGCUGGGGGGUCUUGAGGGGCAGCGUCAAAAUGAGCGCGAUGGACGGAUCCUUGAGCUGGUUGAGCUUCGACAGGUUCAGCAGAGACUGGGCGGUCUCGUCAGUGACCGACAGCACCAGCGGCAGCACCUCGGUCGUCACAAAAGCGGGGUCAUAGCCCUGGAAACCUGCACACCAAUCAGUCAGUCACAAUGAAUGAAAUGACGGCAUCCUCUCCCUCUCUCCCUCUCUCCCACUGUCCCUCUCUCCCGUCAGUACCCACCGGAGAAGUUGAGCUGCCUGACGGUCCAUGUCUUGUGGUAGAGCCGUCUGCAGCACAUGCGCACCGUCAGCAGCGACCGCACGUCAUAGAACUGGGCGCACAGCCGCAGCAGCACCAGCGUCCACGUCAUCGUCUCCUCCCGCCCAGACGAAGCCUGCGACCCCUCCCCCUCCUCCGAAUCGUUGAAAGUGCCCCUGUCGCGCUUGUUGGCCUCCGAGUCGCUGUCCGUCAGGGCGUUGCUCUGGUUGGCAUGUAUCUGGCUCACACUCGGCACCGGGUGGAGCCGAUUGGUGAAGUGGGUCGAUAUCGACGUUUCCGACAUGAUGCUGUCGUGCUGCGGUAUCUGUUGGGUACGUCUUGGGUAGACGGG
Vitrella brassicaformis is the source of this 6898-nucleotide messenger RNA. Lineage: Eukaryota; Vitrellaceae. The record is from the annotation of a GenBank genome assembly.